AUGCCAACCACAAGCUCCAGCCCUGAAUCAAGCAGAAGUAGCUCGGUUGGAUCAUGUGUCUCGACGACGACGACUGCUCGAUACGGCUUGGAGUCAUUUGAGACUCUCGAACCACGUGUUCUCAAGCUUGCCACGGAGAGUGUCUGGCCAGGCAGUAAAGCAGAGGACAUCGCCGUGAAGAAGAUAGCAUUGGGAGGGUUCAACCGAAUUAUUGGGCUAGAAAGAAAGGGAGAAGAGGUCAUUUUGAGACUUCCCCAUUGCAAAGGAGCUGAUAUCAAUGCCGAGGUGAACGCUUUAGACUUCGUGCGGAGGCACACCACGAUCCCGCUGCCCGAAGUCGUGUCCGUCGACGAUAAGACCAACAACGAUUUGGAUUCCAAGUACUGCAUUCAGCGACUUCUUCCAUCAGGAACGGUCCUCAGCUUAUACCUGGGAUUGACUCACUCACAAAAGUGCCAAGUCGCUCGCGAGUUAGGCAACGCAAUGAAUCAAAUGCUCGCCGUGAAGAGCAGCAUCGCUGGUAGAAUAUCCAGUAAACCACUGGACGUCCCAUCCGCCUCCACCAAUACGUUUCUCUCAAAUAUCCGCUACUGGAUUAAUCGAGACAUUUCCCUGAAGCGGCUUCUAGGGAAGGAUAUUAUCACCCUCCGGCAAUCUCACGUCCCACGGUCUUUGUUUUAUAUCGAACCUCUUCUUCCCAGAUUCGAUGUGCUGACUACGGAAGAGGCUGAUCGUCGAUUCAAUGAUGCUGGGUUUGGAGUAGCCUAUAGUGAUCCUGUUGCCACGAGACCCUACCAGGCACAUGCACCACAAGAGUCUACGCUCGAUCUGCUUACUGCGCUGUGCAAGGCACAUAAGGCCAACAAUAUUCGCCGUUGCCCACUGAGAGCAGGGAUGCCGCAUCUGAUGGAUCGACUCAGCCGCAUGGCAGAGCAGCUGGCAGCCCAAGGGUGGCUGAAUGACCGAAGCUAUUCACUGUGUCAUCUUGAUUUUCAUCCACGCAACAUAUUAAUUAAUCCCGGUGCCCGAGAGAUUGUGUCCGGAAUAAUCGACUGGGAUAGCGCGUUAUUCCUUCCUACAUUCAUGGCAUGUGAGCCUCCUAUGUGGCUUUGGGCCUGGAAUGAUGAAGAUGACGAAGAUCAACGACACGCCAAUGAAAUACCGUCAACACGUGAGGAGCAAGAGAUCAAGGCCAUAUUUGAGGAGGCCGCAGGUAAAACCUACUUGAAGUUCGCCUAUGAUCCAUCUUAUCGUCUAGGAAGGCAACUUGUCAAGUAUAUUAUUGAAGACGUGAGAUGCGUUUCCACCGCUGAAAUCGUCGGUCAAAUGUUGGAUGAGUGGGACGUUUUGUAUUCACAGAGUCAAAUGGAGUGA
Messenger RNA from Clonostachys solani, 1374 nucleotides. The record is from the annotation of a GenBank genome assembly. NCBI's taxonomy places the organism in Eukaryota, Fungi, Ascomycota, Sordariomycetes, Hypocreales, Bionectriaceae.